AUGCGAGCUGUAGAAAAUAUCGUUCAAGAACGUCGACUACUCGAAGAGAUUGAGUACCCGCUAGUGUGUAAUCUGCGAUACGCAUUUCAAGAUGACGAAAAUAUGUUUAUGGUGCUGGACCUGAUGUUGGGCGGGGACCUGAGGUUUCAUUUGGAACGGCAAGGGCAGAUGAAAGAGGAGGUGGUGAAGUUUUAUGUGGCGGAAGUGAGUUUGGGGUUACAUUAUUUACAUUCGAAAAAGAUUGUGCAUCGUGACCUCAAACCUGAUAAUGUAUUGUUGGAUGAAAAAGGGCAUGCUCAUCUAACGGAUUUUAAUAUCGCGAUUCAUUUCACGGAAAAGAAACCUCUUACAUCGGUUGCUGGAUCUAUGGCUUAUAUGGGAGUCGUGAUGUAUGAAUUGCUUUUUAGUAAGCGGCCAUUUCGAGGAAAGACCAAUUCUGCACUCACGCAUGCUAUUCUACAUGAACCUCUUCAAUUUCCCGAGAAUGUUUCGGAUUUAGUUUCUGAAGAAUGUAUUGAUUGUCUAUCUCGGUUUUGCGAGCGUGAUAUUUCGAAGAGACUUGGGUGUGGACCUAAUGGGAUCGAAGAUAUAAAAAGACAUCCGUGGUUCAGCGAUAUUGAAUGGGAUCGGCUUGAUACAAAACAAGCAAAAGCUCCAUUCGUGCCAGAUUCAAAAAGAGCAAAUUUCGAUGCAACCCAUGAGCUCGAAGAACUUUUACUCGAAGACAAUCCGCUUAAGGCCAAAAAACGUGCGAACCCAAACCAAGAUCUCAGUGAAUUAUCAAAAGAAAUGCGAAUGAUGGAAGAAAGAUUCUUGAAUUACGAUUUCACAAAAAUGCGACGAAUUAAGAGACGAAAGAGUGAAAAUCGAAAUCUCAAUAACUUGAUGGCGACAGGUGAACGGGGAGCAAGUACAACAUCAAGUUUACCUCGAUAUGAUUACGCCGCUACUGCUGAAGGACCCAAUUAUCACAAUUUCAACUCUGAGAAGAAUAAUAAUGCAGAUAAUACCCAGUUAAUGGAAAAAAUAAAUAAAGGAGAAUGGUUAAACGAAAGACCAGCAUCACCACAAAAUCGAGAAAGAAGAUCCACAUUAGCAUUUGCCGGAUUAGUAACUAAUGGUCGAUCAAGUCCAGUAAUAUCAAGUGAUUCUGAUUACUUUUCAAUGAAACCUUAUCCUCCUACAAAUGCAUCUGGUCGUGUUUCUCCUCCAGGUUCAAUAGCUCCUUCAAUUACUGAUAGUCUCAAAUGUGCACCAUCCUCAUUAUCAACAAUCAAUACUAAUCACCCGCCAGUUAAAUCACCCAUUGUUUCACCUACAACAUCAUUAACUCCACCACCACGAGUUCAAUCACCUACAAUAAUAGCUCAAGUGACAUCUGCAAAAUCUCCGCCGCCAACUCUAACAUCAUCAUCAUCUAAUUCUUCAUUUAAUAGCAGACCUCGAAAUGAUUCUAUACCUUCAAUUCCUCCUUCAAUUUCCACUCAUGGCAUCACAUCGUCAUCUGCUCCACCGCCUUCAAGAGUGCAUACAUUGUCGCCGCCAGCUACAAGUAAACGUCCACAAAUAUUAGAUUCCCCAGAUUAUACUACAUUAAUAUCAACAGAACCAAAACAACUUUGGCCAGUUGAGUUAGAUGAAAAUGCCACAACAACUCCAAAUACGUCCACAACAAGUGGCUCAGCUGGGAGUAGGCUUUCGUCUGAGAUUAGUGUUGGUAGAUCACGUGGUAGUGGACAUUUUCGCACUGCGAGUGAUGUUAGUAAUGGAUCGGGUGCUUUGAGCGCAGUUGGCGUACCGGCUGGUCUUUAA
This is a messenger RNA of Ambispora leptoticha, 1812 nucleotides long. Lineage: Eukaryota; Fungi; Glomeromycota; Glomeromycetes; Archaeosporales; Ambisporaceae. The record is from the annotation of a GenBank genome assembly.